Messenger RNA from Papilio machaon (common yellow swallowtail), 866 nucleotides. RefSeq names its product actin-related protein 2/3 complex subunit 3 (gene Arpc3A). Gene Ontology annotation, molecular function: actin filament binding. The transcript has 5 exons. Gene Ontology annotation, biological process: regulation of actin filament polymerization; Arp2/3 complex-mediated actin nucleation. Gene Ontology annotation, cellular component: Arp2/3 protein complex; cytoskeleton. Bases 243 to 779 code for a protein of 178 amino acids. The record is from RefSeq and is a predicted model, not a curated record. NCBI's taxonomy places the organism in Eukaryota, Metazoa, Arthropoda, Insecta, Lepidoptera, Papilionidae.
UCUAGCUAUGAAUGUGAAUAUUUAACUGUCAAAUUAUAGUAGCUUUUCUAAGGAUAAAUAUGCUGUGAUUUAGUGAUUCAGACGUUCGUGGCAAGUUUAAUAACUUUAACUAGUAAAUAAUUACUUUAGUUGUCUAAUAAAUUACUUACUGUCUAUUCUAAUUAGUGGAACCGAUAUAUUUACCACACCCAGAGGUUUUGUGUUUUAAAACUCUUAUCUGUAAAAGGAUUCAUAAUUACAAUAUGCCGGCGUAUCAUUCGACAUUAACUGAUUACACGCAAUCAGUUGGAAACUUGGCUCUGUUGCCUUUGCGCACUACUUACAGAGGCCCAGCGCCCACCAAUCCUAAACAAGAAUUGGACGUUAUCGACGAAGCACUUAACUAUUUUAAGGCCAAUGUAUUCUUUAGAUUUUAUGAGAUUAAGUCUGAUGCAGACAGAGUUCUUAUAUACUUAACUCUGUAUAUUUCGGAAUGUCUAAAGAAAUUGCAAAAGUGCUCUAAUAAGAAUCAGGGUCAGCAGGAAAUGUAUAUGCUUGCCAUAUCUAAAUUUGACAUCCCCGGAGAGCCUGGAUUUCCUCUUAAUUCAGUUUAUGCUAAACCCACCAGUACUCAAGAAGCAGAUUUGAUGAGACAAUAUCUGCAGCAAUUGAGGCAUGAAACUGGUAACAGGGUGUGUGAGAAGGUGUUUGCAACAGAAGAUGGCAAACCAAGCAAGUGGUGGCUCUGUUUUGCUAAAAGGAAAUUCAUGGAUAAAUCUCUGUCAGGGCCGGGCCAGUAAACAAAAUAGCUUAUAAUUAUGUUCUCUCUUUAUUAUAUUUUUGUUAUAUAAUUGACAUUAUUUGUAUCUUGCAUUUCAGUAUCAUCA